GACGGAGUGAGUGAGACGGGGAUGGGCGGAGUGAGACGGAGUCAGAGAGAAGGAGACGGUCUCUCACUCACUCACUCACGGAGACAGAGACCGCGAGAUAGAGAGCAAAGGAGAGAGAGACAGAGCGAGAGAAACAAGGCUGAAUCAACUCCACUCGAGAUAGAGAGACUGGGUUUCUGCAUCGGUAUGCCUGCUCCUGCUCUCUCAUUUCCACCAUAUGCUGCUGCUGCCUCUCUGAGGAGACCUGGACUCUGUUUAAAAUGCCAAUCACCUGCUUGAGGCUACUCCUUCAUCCUCAAUCAUUUACAUUUAACAUUUAUACUCUCUGUUCCCGGCGUGAGAGAGACCGGGAGAGCCUGAGUGAGAAGAGUGGAUGUGAAUUUCCUUGCUUUUCUCGUUUAUGCUGAAGUUCCUGAGGACAUUAGCAGAGCGGGUGGUUUCGACUCUUUGGACACUAUUCGUCUGAGCUGUCCGUGUUUGGAGGAAAAGACUGAAGGAGAGGACACAACAUUCUCCUGAGAUAUUGGGGAACAUGUGACUGCGUUUCUAUGAGACAAACCGGUAUUAUAGUAAGCAAAGAUGAUGAAACUUGUUUGACCUUUUUAUAUAUAUUUUCCCCCUGCUCUUCAUGCAGCAGGCACACAGCGCUGCAUGUGUUGGCUGUCUUUUCUGAGGAGAGAACGAGAAGUAGGAUGAGAGCCUGCCAGAGUAUUUGUCCUCUGCUAUCUGUGUCCUUCUCUGUGUGACUCCUCUGUGUCUGUGCAGUGAGGGGUGCCCUGGGAGACUCCCUAGUCCCUGAUCGUGGGCAAGGGUUAGUCCUCACAUUGCUGCUGACAUGGCAGAGGGAACACAGCUCCUCUCUUUGGGGCACCAACCUGGUCUGCUGCUGAGCUAGGACUUGGACCAGCCAUUGACCAUCCCCAGCCAAGUUCCAGUCCUCUGUCUCUGGAUCUGGUUUCAGACCAGGGGCUUUCAGAAGGCUCACUGGCUGCAAGAUGAACUCUUCCUUGGACCUGCUGGACCUUGAGCUCCUGAACCAGAGCGGCUCUCCGUUCUGCCUCCUAGACAUGGGCUACUCCCAGAUCUUCAACACCUGUCUUUUAGAGGUGGCCAUCAUCUUGCUCCUCACAGUUCUCAUCAUCUCUGGCAACCUGGUGGUGAUAUUUGUCUUCCACUGUGCUCCACUGCUCCACCACCACACCACCAGCGCCUUCAUCCAGACCAUGGCCUACGCAGACUUGUUAGUUGGGGUCAGCUGCCUCAUCCCUUCCCUCUCCCUCCUCCACCACCUGAAAGGCCUGGAUGAAGAGCUCACCUGUAAGGUGUUUGGUUACAUGGUUUCCGUGUUGAAGAGCGUUUCCAUGGCGUCACUGGCGUGCGUUAGCGUGGACCGCUACAUGGCGAUAACGCGUCCGCUGUCGUAUGCUACACUGGUGACACCGUGCCGGAUCCGCGUGUGCAUCCUCCUCAUCUGGCUCUACUCCGCCCUCGUCUUCCUGCCCUCCUUCUUCGGCUGGGGGAAGCCUGGCUACCACGGCGACGUGGUGGAGUGGUGUGCCAUGGAGUGGGGGACAAAGCCGCUCUUCACGUCGUUCAUCGUGGCGCUGCUCUACGUGCCGGCCGCCAUGACGGUCUGCUUCACCUACGCCAACAUCUUCCGUAUCUGCCGGCAACACACGAAGGAGAUCAGCGAGCGCCGCGCCCGCUUCAGCCCACAGGAGAGCUCUCUGGGACAGGACGGCCAGCCGCAGCACGCGCCGGCGUGCACGGACAAACGCUACGCCAUGGUGCUAUUUCGCAUCACCAGCGUUUUCUAUCUCCUCUGGCUUCCCUACAUCCUGUACUUCCUGUUGGAGAGCGCUGGAAUCUACCGUCACCCAGUCGCCUCAUUCCUCACCACCUGGCUGGCUAUCAGCAACAGCUUCUGUAACUGUCUGAUCUAUAGUCUAACCAACAGUGCCUUCCGGAAGGGUUUAAAACGUCUAUGUUCAUUCUGCGUGCAGCGUGUGGACAGUAAGAAUCCUUUUGGCCCUGGGCCGGGGCACGGACAGGGGCCAGUCUGCACACGCUCCACAUGCCAUGUGUAGGACCUCCCAGAGACCCGUGUGACGGUUGAGUCAGUGUGUUGUGUUGCUAAAGCACUAAGUGUGUCCCAUGUUGAUGCUGAGCUAAGGGGAACAGGCUUCACAGGAAGUGUGUUGCUAUGGUUGUUUCCAGACAGUUGGAUGUUUGUUGGAUGGUUGCGUUCCUGGCCACAGCUGGCUCUGACAGGAUCGGCUCCAGGACCUGAGCGCUUUGAGCCCCGCAUGGGAAGUACAGCCCAGCCUCUGCCAUGAGAGAGGUAGAACAUGGAGGGGGAGUGAGAGUCAGAAUAAGGAUGUGGAAUUACAGUACCCUAACCUUUGACUCCAGUUACGGAUGACAGAGCUAUGGCUACGUUGUUUCAGCGUUUUGACGUUGAUGGAGUGUUAAUUGAUUGAACACCUCCCUUCUGACAGUACUUGCCAAAAACACAAACUGUAAGAACACAAGUUCUUAUGGGAAAAAUAUGUUUGAGACUGUGUAUCUUCCUAGCAGUUUGUGAAACAAUGUGUAUUUGUGCGAUGACUACAGUGUAUUAAAUGCAACAAAGUACUCACAUAAUUUAAAAAACUGAAAAACACUUUAAUACUGAGCUAAGAGGAGCUUUCAAUAACUUAUUUAAAUGUUUUCCCUUGUGGUUUUUAUUUAAACACGGAAACAGAAUAUUUACAAUAUUGUGCUCUGAAGGGUGCAGCAAGCUCAGACUGAAGAGAAGCAAGUACUUCAUAAUUAAUUUAUAUCUGGGCUGUUCUGAAGCAGAGGUACGGGCAAAGAAAGAGAGGACCAUUUUGUUUAGAGGUUUAAACACCAGGACUUUUGUUUCAACAAGCUUCCUUAUCAUCAGAGCCUGUCUGACUCUAACCAAAGUACAUUGCAGACAGUACGUUCCAGUUCACUUAUGAGGAGAAUGUGGUCGCUGUGUCAAAGCAGAAGAUUGAUUUGAAAGUUGAUUGUUUAAGUUUCAGAGUAGUUUAUCAUCUCCAAAGCGUUGCCCCUUUGUCUGUUGCAUCCGGUGUUAACAAGCCAAUACAGUUGGCCUGAUUAGUGACCUUUACUGUCUUAAUUAUCUAAGAUUUUUCUGAUGACUGAGUGAACAUCCACCUCUGAUUUUUAUUUCCGAUGUCAAAUUUUCAAUUCCAAUUAUCUGAUUACGCAACGUGGUCUCAGGGCAAUUCGUAUUAUUCUGUACAUAAAUCUGUGACACUUCUUUUAGUAUGAUAUAUUACGUUACAUUAUGAAUGCAAUUGCGGUUUUACAAUAUCAUAUGAUUAUAGGAUAUGGUCUAUAGUAUUAUUCGUCGUACAAUAGCAGACGAAUAUAUCUUCGGGGACGUACAGUAUUACACGUCUUUCUCUGAGGCCAGGUUGCUUGUUGCGCCAUAACAACAAAGGAGAAUGAUGAGAAUCAUUUACUUUGGUGGUUAGGCGACAACAAUUGCGUCAAGUUGGAAGUAAAAAAAAAUUAAUACCAGCCUAAAAUACGAUAGCAAACCCUUUAAUGUGUCCACGAUGAAUUUUUUGUUAUUAUUUGUGAAUUUAUCUUUGAUCGUAUCUGCUUGUUUCUGUGCAUCGACGUCUGCAAUGCUCUCCCUGUCGUGGAAAAUAGACUCAAGCGAUCCCCGCUUCGCGGACGUGCUGCUUUUUCAUGUUGUAUAGCAUGUCUCAUAGAUCAUCGUGAGUUGUUAAAUUGCGACUCGCGUUAACGGUGACGUGACGCCGUUAUAGUUUGGCCAUGGGUUAAUAACAGUGAAUGUUGAGAAAGCUGUGAGCUGCUGUUAGCUGAGGAACAUCUGUCCCUGGCCAAGUGUCGUAAAGUAUUGUCUGUAUAGUAAUGCAGCCCUACAGGUACUUGUGUUACAGGUUACAUCCCAAUUGGCUCCCUAUUCACUAUAUAGUGCACUACUUUUGACCAGGACCAAUAGGGCUCUGGUCAAAAGUAGUGUACUAGAGCACUACUUUUGACCAGGACCAAUAGGGUUCUGGUCAAAAGUAGUGUACUAGAUAGGGAAUAGGGUGCCAUUCGGGAUGUAACCUGUAACACAAGAACCUGUAGGGCUGCAUUACUAUACAGUACAAUGAAACAGAUAGAAAUGAAGAUCUCAAUGUUCAACUGUUUUUGGUCCAAUGUUACUAGAUAUUUAUUAGACCUUUCACAGGCUUUGGCCUCUUGAAACUUUUCUCUCUCUUUUUAUGGUAGCCUACUCCUCCAUUUGGGAGCAAAUAUACAAUAUAAUUAGUAGCUUUAUUUUCUUAGUUGACCAAAGUUGAAUGUGUGUUUUAGAUGUUAUAUAUUUCAAAAAGAACGAGACGGAAUGAGAGAUGUAGAGAGAAAUAACGUGUCAUUUAGGGUGAUCUUUUUUAAAUGGAAGUUUUCAUGUUAGGAAUUUUGCAGUGAUGACGGUAUGGACAGACAUUGAGUUGGACUACUGUAUUGUUAGGCUGCCUCUGCAAUGAAUACAGUGCUGUUCAUCUUUAUGUAGGCUAAAGGUCCAUGUUACAUUUCAAAUUUGUACAUAGUCUUAUGCAUGUUUUGCCUACUGUAUAUAUUUGAUUAGGUGAUUUGAAUAAGAAAGCUCACAAUUCAAAUAUUGUCAAACGACAAACACUUUUGGAGACUGUCUUCGCUCAGUCAAAGGGCACAGUGCAAUACGUUCAUUGUUCCUCCAUUUUGUCUGUUUUAUUGAAGAAUGACAACACGUAGGCCUAUCACACACACACACAAUCAAUGCAUUUUUUUUUUAAAUCAUUUUUUUUCUCAACAUUUUACCACCGGUUAGUGAAACAAUAGAUCUGUUUCUCUCUAUUGACCAUGUGAUGUUCCUGGACUGUUAGUGAUAUUCUGGUAAUAAUAGUGUUUCUGCCAGAGUCAUCACACGUUGUUCACCACUUUAUUACUUUCACAUGACUUUCUCCGUGACUCUUCUGCCCUUUGGGGAUGGAUGUGUGUGUGUGUGGGUGCUUUGUAUGCUACUAUGUUUGAUGUGCGAAUGCAUAGGUUUUUUUGUAAAUGUUUGGGUCUUUUUUUGUGUGUGUUGGAUACUGACAGGCAGCUCAGUUCUCUCAAAACAAAUAUUUGCCCACGGAAGUAUGCCAAAUAUUGAUUGGGUUUCCUACUAUUGUACUUUCAAACAGGCUCUUAUUUCUUCAGAUACUGACCACUUAGUAUUCCGAUGAGGUGGAUUUCUACUUCUUAAACAAUUCCUUAACAUUUAUAUACCAUUUUCCAUGCUUUCAGGUUAAUAGAUUUACUAAUAUUGUUGUGUAUUUUAAAGAGAAUUCAGGUGUUCUUCUUUUGAGGAAGAUAUGAGUUCAACAUUUGACAGUAUCUCCAUCUAGGUGUCAGUUAGUUCAAUCCAUUCAAUCCAGCAGUCAGUUGACGGUACUUUAGAAAGGGGCAUAACUGGGGGAAAGGUUUCUUGCUUUGCUAUUUUGCUGAUGUACAUUUUUGGGACAUUUCAAUGCCAAAGAACCACGGCAAGUCCUUUUCUUUUUCCUGUGGGAAAACAUCAAAGUGCUAGGGCUAGUGAUCCCGGGGACCCAAACUCCCACGAUGACCUGCUCUCGACAGUGCCAUAUUAGGACGUUGUGAGACCUGAUAUGAUGCUGGAAACGUCCAUGCCAAAUCUGUGACAGUUUUGUGGCCCAAGCUUUACUAGAGGACAACACACCCACGCACACAGGGUGCACACACACACACACACACACACACUGUUUUCCCUUCUGUUAUCCAACAUGUCCUUAUUGAAUUUUCUCAUAUGUAUUUUCUUAAUGCUCUAAAUUGUCAGGCCAGGCUCUCUUAAUGGCUAGCUCAUGACCCGACUGUUUUAAGUGGCUCAGCUCUUUAUCAGAUUAAGAGGAGAAUGGACACAUUAACAAGAAGGCCGUUUGGCUGGAAAUGUCCCAAAACAUGGUUGAAAAUUUGACUUUUUUCAAAUGUAAUGUUUAACAUUGGUUGAAUUCUAUUCAAUGUUUAGAUUAUUCAUCGCAAAUGCUGGGUAAACUGAAUGUUGUUGAGGCUUAAACAUAAUCAUGUUCUCCGUGUUAUUUAAGGCUAGUUAACUAACUCAGUGCCGUGAGCCUUGUAAUGAUGUCAUGUUGUAGAGUUGUCUGGAGAUAUUUCUAUUCUGGUGUAUUAUUCUGCACUGAGCAAAUAAAUGUGAUCUUAUCUAAAGGAA
Messenger RNA from Salmo salar (Atlantic salmon), 6256 nucleotides. Its product is annotated as putative G-protein coupled receptor 21. Gene Ontology annotation, biological process: G protein-coupled receptor signaling pathway. Gene Ontology annotation, molecular function: G protein-coupled receptor activity. The record is from RefSeq and is a predicted model, not a curated record. NCBI's taxonomy places the organism in Eukaryota, Metazoa, Chordata, Actinopteri, Salmoniformes, Salmonidae. Gene Ontology annotation, cellular component: membrane.